Messenger RNA from Triplophysa rosa, 1904 nucleotides. RefSeq names its product ADP-ribosylation factor 6a (gene arf6a). Gene Ontology annotation, biological process: vesicle-mediated transport; intracellular protein transport. Gene Ontology annotation, cellular component: cytoplasm. NCBI's taxonomy places the organism in Eukaryota, Metazoa, Chordata, Actinopteri, Cypriniformes, Nemacheilidae. The coding region runs from base 679 to 1206 and encodes 175 amino acids. The record is from RefSeq and is a predicted model, not a curated record. Gene Ontology annotation, molecular function: GTP binding; GTPase activity. The transcript is spliced from 2 exons.
AGAGAGGAAGUGGCGGCUGAGGCAGGUCCGCACCUUUUCCGGUAACACCGACAGCAGCAGCUCGACCGGGACCGAAGGAGCGACCGGAGAGGAAAGAGGGGCGAGAACCCACCCGGGGUGAGAGAGAAGGGCUGCCGUCAUAUGAAGGGAGAGAAGAGGGAGAGUCGGCAUGAACCGCUGACCUCUGGAGGUCUUCAUCUGAUUCCCACCUGACUGAGAGAAGGACCCGAACGUCGGAAGUCUCAAACAGAAGUCAGACCGAUUGAAUGCGAGGGUGAAGUCGGAACUGAACAGAAAGGCCCGUUGUCGAUCAAUACAGCUUCACUUUUUUAAAUUACAAACCCUUAAAGAUCUUGUUUUGGAGGCGAGGAGCUGUAUUUUUCUGGAGUUUGAGAGUUUGAGGGUCUCUACGCCCUCGCUAGUUCACAAGUUGCUUGCAUAGUGGUUUCUGUUUCCCCUUGUGCACACUGUAUCAGAUGUGAGUCAUUGGUUAUGCGUGCUAUAUUGGGUUUUUGUAACUAACGCCUGGCAAGGUUUGGACACAAGUCGAUUUGAGACGCUCAUCUUGCAGCAAUAUUUUGUGUGAAGUCACUUAUUUCUUGCCAAAGCUGCAAAGCCAGACACCCCUGUGUUUUUUUCCUUCUUCGCAACCAUCGUAAUAUAUGAACAGCCAACAAGAUGGGGAAGAUGCUUUCGAAGAUCUUUGGCAACAAGGAGAUGAGAAUAUUGAUGCUUGGACUUGAUGCUGCCGGCAAGACAACAAUCCUUUACAAACUUAAACUGGGACAGUCUGUUACCACCAUUCCCACCGUCGGCUUCAACGUGGAGACCGUCACCUAUAAAAACGUCAAGUUCAACGUUUGGGACGUCGGUGGUCAAGACAAGAUCCGACCCCUUUGGCGGCACUACUACACCGGCACCCAGGGACUGAUCUUCGUUGUGGACUGUGCGGAUAGAGAUCGGAUAGACGAGGCCAGACAGGAGCUGCAUCGCAUCAUCAAUGACCGUGAAAUGAGGGAUGCCAUCAUUCUGAUCUUCGCCAAUAAGCAAGACCUGCCGGAUGCGAUGAAACCACACGAGAUCCAAGAGAAGCUCGGCUUGACCCGGAUCAGAGAUCGAAAUUGGUACGUUCAGCCGUCCUGCGCUACGACGGGCGAUGGACUCUAUGAAGGGCUCACCUGGCUCACGUCGAAUUACAAAUCGUAAUGCAUCCAUCCCAUCGAGCAGAAAAGAGUGAGCAACGGCAAAGAAAAUCCAGAAGCAAUUAACAUUAACUUUGGCUUCAGAUCUGUCUGUAAAGUUUGAUUUUUAUUUUAGAUUUUGUUGAACAUCUUUUUCUUUCGUUCGCCUUUUCGUUUGGCACGCGCUUACGUUCCUUUUAGCACUAUAAUCUCUGUUGCGUUUGUUUGACUGUCUCUGAAUAUUUCAUGCAAAAACCCGUUUCUUCACCAGUAUUUUUGUCUUUGUCAAUUUAUUCUUAAAACCAGAUGACUUGUUCUCAGAACGUGUGGUCUUACUGUUCCCAAUUAUAGUUGUUUCUUAUUUAAUGCAUAAAGAAAAUAACUAUUUGUCACUAUGGUAAGACAAAUUAAUUAAAACUAUAUGCUCAGAAAACAAGUCUUAGUAUCUUUCACAAAUUUGCUUGAUUUUUGUUGUUUUGUUUAAACCAAAAAAAGUCAAUACUAAUUAAGAAAAAUAUUUUUUAUUUGCGGUGUAAAGUAUUACUUUCAAAGUUCUUCCUUGCAGUCCAGGUAGCGCUUGGCUGAGUUUUUUUUUUAUCUGAAGAUCCAGUUGUUAGCCCACAAAAUGGCAGCUUGUUUGUUUACCUCUGUGCCAACACACGUAACGAAUGUAUGGAGAAUAUUUACAGUAUGGAGCAUUCAAAUAAAUAAAUCCAAGCAGAA